CUCACACUGCUCUGUUAUAGUAAAGUGCUGAUUUACUGAUAAACCACCCUGAAUUGUUUCCAUCAUCUGGAGCUGUGCAGGUUGAUUUUCUCCGGACAAACACUGUGGAUAAACUGACCAUUUCUGAGGAAACCUCUCAUUUUAUCAGACACACUUACACAUGUGAUGUGUAUGGCAUGGAGCAAUUUCCUGGCAACACCCCGAGACUCAGUCUGUGGAGGAGCAUGCUGAGUUCAACUGCUGGUUUCCUCAUCCACUGCUCAGAUCUUUAAGUCAUCAGAGGUGAAUAGCACGAUCACUGUAUCUCACUGAGAGGGAAAUGGAUAUUUUUAGAUGUUUAGAAUGAGCCUUAUUUUGUAAAUACACUGUGACUUUUAGCAGCUAUGGUGGACAUGUGGUCUCCUACAUUGAACAUUGGUACCUGGACAUUGAUGAGCCUCCUCAGUGUCUUUUCUUAUGAGGUGACAGUCAAGAACUCGGAUCUGAAGCGGUGUGAAGACGACAACAUGGUGUGUGUGACCAACCUCAGAGACUGUGGCCCUCCACCGCCUUCAUAUAUACAGAAGACUCUGAACAUGUCGUGUUACUGCAACGCGUCAUACACAUACCUGACUUGUGAGCUGAGUGAGAUGAACAGCCUCAUUGAGCCUGACAUCGCUUUCAUCUUCAGGAGUAUGAAAAGAAUCUUCUCCUGCAAGGGCAUCUUCAACCCUUCAGGCGCCUUCAACAUAACAGCCAGGAUGAGGAACUACAUAAUGGGGACUGAGAUCAGAUCCCAGCCUCACACUGUGAAUUUAUAUGAGUCAGUCAAACCCUCUGAGCCUGUGUUAACUGUGCUCGGCUCCGAUGACGUCUCUGUUGCUGUGUCUUGGAAAAGCAGCAGUGACGGCAGCUGUCGGCUUCGCUACAGAGUCAACGACACUCAGACGUGGUCUCAGCCUCCAGAUUUUCUCCGUGUGCCUCGAGAUAAGGAGCUGGUCCACACGGUCAAAGACCUCCUGCCGUUCACCGUCUACAGAGCAGCUGUGGCCUGCAGGAGGGACGAGUCCGGCAUCUGGAGCAACUGGAGCCCUGACGUCACCGUGACGACGCUGGAAAGAGUGCCCUCCAGGCCUCCAGAGGUGUGUUACAGAGUGGAGAGAAACGACUCUGGUGAAUCUCUGCUCCUUCAUCUCAUGUGGAAGGGUCUUGACCUCCAUGAGGCCAGAGGUCGUAUCCUUGGAUACCAGGUGAGCUAUGAGCCCGUGACAAUGCGACAUCUGCAGGACAGGUUGAUUCGAAACGUCACAGGGGUGAUGGACACCCUGGUGGUGGAGGAGGGGAACUACAGCGUCACCGUCACAGCCUUCAACGCGGCCGGCUACGGACCUGCUGCAAAUCUCAGCAUUGACACACACAGACAGAACAAUCUUCUGUCAGUCAGAAACUUGUGGGUUUCCAGUUCUUUCCCAGCUGUCAAAGGCCUUCAGGUCCAAUGGGAGAGCCCCACAGCCCCGCCCUCUGUCUUACCUGUCAGUCAUUUUGUUGUUCAGUGGCACUCUGAGACACGUCCCUCCACCAGCCGCUGGUCCCCAGGAGACCGCUUCAACACCUCCAUAGAAGAUGUCGACCCUGAUGACUCUUACAUGAUCAGUGUGUUCCCCAUCUACAAGCAGCAGUGUGGAUCCCCUCGGUCUCUGCCUGCCAGUCUGCAGCACGGAGCUCUGAUGGCGGCCGUCGACCUGGACGUCGUUAAGGUGACCAAAACACUGGUGACAGUUGAGUGGUCGUGGCAGAGGAAGUCUGGAGUCAGAGUGAACAGAUACAGUGUGAUACUGAGGAAAAAGUCAGACAGACAAAAUACAGAGACUGUUGGAGCUGUGACUCUGUGGCCGGACCAAAGGCAGCACACCUUUCCCAACCUGAAACCUCACACUGAGUAUUCUCUUUUCCUAUUGGCUGACAAUUUUUCCAGCUACGACUUCUCCAUCACAACAGAUUUUGAUGAGGUUCCAGUGGUGGCGACAGCCACUCCUCUGCUGCUGCUGCUGGCUGUCACUGUGUUAGUCAUCAGCAUCCUGUCCAGGACUGUGUACAAGUCGUACUUCUUCCCCUUCAUCUCCAGCCCUCAGGACAGCACGACCGGCCAGUGGCUGAUGGACCCCAACCACCAGAAAUAUGCAGAGGGAAACAUCCUGGAUAUCAAAGACUUCCAGGUGACGGACGUACUCGGAGAGAAAGGCAUCAUCGUGGUCAGACCAAACUCCGACCUGCAUGAAGACACCUCUCUGCUGCCACUCAGUCACCUCAUCGUCAAACUGUCCACCCUCGACCUGGACACGGAGUACGUCUCUGAGGCUGCGCUAACCACGGAGCACCAGCUCCAGUCCUUCCAUCCUGACUACGCUGUGAACUGCCAUCAUCCUGAGGGAGGGGUCGUAUCUGAGGAGAGGCAACAGCCCGACGCUGCUCUGCUGCAUCAGGUGCAUGAAACAGACGGUUGGUUUCCUCGUAAAGAGGAAGGGACCAGGCAGCAUGACCUUUCUCAGAAGUUACAUCAGAACACCGUGAAACAUUCUUUUAGUGAAUUCAGGGCCAACGCAGACAGUGGCGGUGUUAAUCAGAUGACCUGUGAUGCAGAUUAUCUGAUGAACUCUUCAUUUCUGGGGAAAACUGGUGUUGAAAAAGUGACUGGACAGACAGACUCCUCUUAUCUGAUGUGUGAGACUGACUACAUAGCAAGCAGCUGCUUUGCUGCAAAAAUUCCAGAUGUAGACAGAGCCAGUGUUGCAUGCUAGGUCAUCGACAUCAUUAGAAAAAUAGGAUCAAGAGGCUGUAGCUACGCUAGCGACCUCUUGUGGCUGUUAACAUUCAUUAACAGCCUCUAAAAGUGUCUUUGUAUUUAUCUGGACUCACUGUCAGUCUGAUCAGACUCAGUUUUGCUUAGCGUAGGACGAUAGAAUAGGAUGCUAACAAGCCUACAGUUAGCAUGUUGUUGGUGUGUUAAUGCUAAGAUAAUGUUGGAUGCUAGCUUGUUAGCUUGACUAUCAUGGCAUCUUGCAUAAAGUGGACUAGAGUGAAUCAUCUAUAAUGUAUACAGAUUGCAUGUCAACAUGCUAAUGUUAAGUAUGUAUUUUUUAUCGUGUUAGCAUGUUAACAUGCAUAGGCUUUAUUUACUUCAUCAACAUGUUUGUCAUAAUGUUGCUAUAAACAAGGAGAAUUACAAAUAUUAGGCAACUUAAAAGGUCCAAUUUUUUCUUCUUCUUCUGUGUUUUAUUUUGAAGUGUUGAUCCAGAAGAAGAUAUAUUUGUGGUUUUAAGAACC
Seriola dumerili (greater amberjack) is the source of this 3303-nucleotide messenger RNA. RefSeq names its product interleukin-6 receptor subunit beta-like. Lineage: Eukaryota; Metazoa; Chordata; Actinopteri; Carangiformes; Carangidae. Gene Ontology annotation, molecular function: protein binding. The record is from RefSeq and is a predicted model, not a curated record. The coding region runs from base 384 to 2777 and encodes 797 amino acids. The transcript is spliced from 15 exons.